Blepharisma stoltei is the source of this 7141-nucleotide messenger RNA. Lineage: Eukaryota; Ciliophora; Heterotrichea; Heterotrichida; Blepharismidae. The record is from the annotation of a GenBank genome assembly.
AUGUUUAGAGAAGCAGGAUCGCUGGAGCCUAGUCUCUCAAUUUCUCCUCAUUCUUUAUGAUCUCCAAGUUUGUUAGGACUAGACCAUACAGAUAUUUUUAAAUCUUUUGGAACCACUAGAGCCCCAUCAGUCUCAGUUCUUGGACGCCGAAUUAAUAGUGAAUCAAUCAUUUCUCCAUCAUCUGAAAGCACAAGCCGUUUCCCAAUUGCAAUUCAAUCACCCAAGGUAAAAUGCUUAUCGCCUCAGCUGACAAAAAAAGCUAAUAUUUUACCUAAUGAUUCCAACAAAAAGGAAAAAGAAAUCAAGCAUAAAAUUAUAUCAAAAACACCAGAACCUCUAAAAGUGACGAAACCAAUUUCCAGCAAUUUUCCUAAACAGCUAUCAAGUAAAAUUAUAAAGAAAAUUUCGAGAAAACCUUCAGUAACUCCUCAACCUAAGAUUAAUAGUGAUGAAAUAAAAACUGAAAAACUUGUCAUUGAUGAAUUUAUCCAUAAAAUAUCAAUUGAUAGGAUUAUUAGCAAAAGUUUGAGAAAACAGAAAUUGAGUAAAGAUUUAGAAGAAAAGAAAAAAUAUGAAGAGAUUGUACAAAAACAGAAAAAUAAAUGACAGUUAGAUGAACUUAAUAAACAAACAAGAAUUGAAAAUUUAAGGUUCAAGAAAAAUGAAUUUAAGCCGAAAAUACCAUGGGGUGCUGAUGAAAGAAGGAUUAAUGGAGAAAUUGAUGAACAAAUUCGCAAAGGUGUAGAAGAAAUAAGGAAAAAACAUAGAGAAAAUAGAGAAAAAAGCAAGCAGCUUGGGAAAGCAAGUAUUGGACUAGAUGAUAUGAAAUGACGGCCUUCAGAAAAGUUGAAAACUCCGAAACCAACUGCUACCACUGAUACUAAAAGUUUACAGAAAAAAAUUAAACAGUCUGAUCCUGAAAUAGUGAUCUUUAUGAAAACCCAAAAAAAAUUAAGAAAACUCCAAAAAGAGCUUGAUUAUGAAAAACAGCUCGAAGAAGAAAGCAAAAGGAUUUUCCAAUUAAAUCGUCUGGAAUCUCAUGUGAAAGCAAACUUAAAAAAAUUUAAAAAAAAGAAACAAAAAGAAAAGAAAAAAGAAAAGAUAAGAAAUAAAAUUUUAAAGAAAAAGCCAAAACAAGAGUCUAUUGAAGUAACAAGUUAUCCAGAAGAUGAAGAAGUUAAAGAAAUUAUGUAUGGGAUGCCCCCAGAAAGCGCAGAGAGCUAUAAUAGAGAAGGAAGAGAAUGCCAAGCUUUUGGAAAUUACUCUGAUAACCAAUCAAACGAAAAACAAGAAAAUGCAACUCAACUAGUGAGUGACAUAGUAGAACGGCGAGUUCAUCAAGAGCCAACCCUACCCCUAUUCAAUGCUACAAUGCCAAUCUUGGAAGUAAAAGAAACCACCCCUAGCUACACAGAUGAUCCUAGUGAAGAAAUAAAAACUAAAGAUCUUCAGUCUUCUGAUGUUAUAAGGAGAAAAAAUGAAAUCCAUAAAAAGUUAAAUGAUUUAAAAAACCGGGUGGAUCGAGCCAGAGAAAACGCUAAAUAUUCAGUCAGUGAGGAAGAUCUAAAAAAUUCUGCUGCAAUAAAAAUUCAAGCAUGGGUAAGAGGUUGGCUUACAAGGGAAGCAUUAAGGAGAUUUUUUAAUAAUUUGGAUGCUUCUGAUGAUAGCUGAUUAAAGCGAUUCUAUGGAAGUGAUGGACAAGUUUCGUUUGAAGAUGAAGAUGAAGAGGUACAAAAAAUUCUAAAGAAAAUAGGAAAGCCUGAUAAUCUUGCUAAUGGAAGUAGCUGAGAAGAAUCUGAUCUGGCUAAUGGGGAUUACUUAAAUUAUAGUAAAAGGUAGUUUUUAGUGAACAAUGACAGAGGAAUUCUGUAAACUAAGCGAAGCGGUAUCUUUGUAAACUAUCAAGGCAGAAACUCAAAAAUUUAAUUCUAUAAGAAUUUAACGGUAAUUUUUUUAAAAAAAAAUCGGAAAAAUCUGAAUUAUCAAAAGAGGAUGUUGCUAAAUUAUAGCGCUUUCCCGAGGAUGGCGCGGAAUGGCGCCCAUCUCGGGAAAGUCAACUAAGCAUCCACACGGGAACUGGGAGUUCCACGUGUGGAUGCCAUUUUUUGACAUGUGGGAUCCAAACUUCCACAUGUCAAAAUGGCAUCCACACGUGGAACUCCCAGUUCCCGUGUGGAUGCCUUCCUGGCUUUCCCGAGGAUGGCGCCAUUCCGCGCCAUCCUCGGGAAAGCGCUAUAAGUCAGAACAGCCUUUUAAAAGAAACAUAAGCAAAGUAUUUUACCAAAUUCUAGAGAUUAGAUUAGAUUAGACUAGAAAUAUGUUAUAGCGGGUCUUAAGGGAUUAUUUCAGCCCCUCGCCGUCCCACGAAUAGCUUCGCAGCGACGCUAAGCGCUAUCCUCACACCACCUUUUUCCCUUUCUGACGUCACCAAAAAAUGGUGACGUCGAAGGUCUUCGGGGAAGCCACCCCCCAUCCGGUCAGGGUCUCCGAAUCUCAGCAGAAAACUCCUUUAACCUCUGACAGGGCUCAGAGUAUAGGGGAAUCGCCUUCUGCCUUCUCCAUGACCUGUCAGAACCGUAUCACAGGUUCGAUAAUGCUCUCAUGGAGUGGUAUCGGGACUUUUGUGCCAGUAGGGUUAACUCGUAGGUAAGGAAAAAAGGACAAGGGUCAGCCCCAAGUCAAAAAACCCACCCCGGAGAACUAUCGCCAUGUGGCUCGCCUUUCCUGGGCCUGGAUCAACUCACAGGUCACCAGGAGUCCACGUCAGAUCACGCCAUUUUAAUAAUUCUCAAAUUCUAGAGAAGAUAAUUUAAAUAAAUUAUGGAUGUGGAACCUGCAAUUUUUAAUAAAAGCUUACUUAGUUAUUUGCUUAAAUUCCAGUUAGAGUAGUUAUCUGAAUUACGUUGAGCUACAUUUUAUAAAAUUUUACUAUAUUUAUGCCUUUGUUGUGAGAUAAUUUUAAAAUAUAUAACUAACCUCUAUAUAUGCUGGCUGCUAACUAAAUAUUUGUAAAAUAUAAACAUAUAAAUGAGAUAAAUUAAACAUGAUUUUUGCGUGAAUUUAUCAUAACUACUAUACACUUUGACGCCAUUCAAAAUAUCAAAAAAUCUUUUAUAAAUUACUUAAGGAGGACUUAAUUAACUUUGUUUGCUCGGUUCUUUUCGAAUUAUUGGUAAAAACCCACUAUAAAUACUGACUAGGAGAGACGUAAAAAAAAUUAUUAUUUUUAAUAAUUUUACUAUAUUUCAAAAGGAAUAAUCUGAUUAACUCUUAUAAAUAGCCAAGCUAACUAAAAUUAUCCACUUUUAAGUCUUAAAUAAAGGCUUUCUUAACGUUUUGUUCCACUGUGCAAUAAGAGCUACUGGAAGUAAAUAGCAUAGUUUUCAAGAUCCUCUUCGUUAUUUGCACCAAAACCUUUUUAAACAUCAUAAAAAAAAAUUUAAAAAUAAUUUUUUUACAUCUCUCCUAGUCAGCAUUUUUAGUGGAUUUUUACCAAUAAUUCUUAAAGGACCUAACAAACAAAUUUAAUUAAGUCCUCUUUAAGUAAAAUUAUUAUUAAAAUAUUUUUUUUUACGUCUCUCCUAGUCAGUAUUUAUAGUGGGUUUUUACCAAUAAUUCGAAAAGAACCUAGCAAACAAAGUUAAUUAAGUCCUCCUUAAGUAAUUUAUAAAAGAUUUUUUGAAAUUUUGAAUGUCGUCAAAGUGUAUAGUAGUUAUGAUAAAUUCACGCAAAAAUCAUGUUUAAUUUUAUCUCAUUUAUAUGUUUAUAUUUUACAAAUAUUUAGUUAGCAGCCAGCAUAUAUAGAGGUUAGUUAUAUAUUUUAAAAUUAUCUCACAAAAAAAGCAUAAAAAUAGUAAAAAUUUAUAAAAUGUAGCUCAACGUAAUUCAGAUAACUACUCUAACUGGAAUUUAAGCAAAUAACUAAGUAAGCUUUUAUUAAAAAUUGCAGGUUCCACAUCCAUAAUUUAUUUAAAUUAUCUUCUCUAGAAUUUGGAAAAAAACUUUGCUCAUGUUUCUUUUAAAAGGCCGUUCUGACUUAGUUUAGCAAACGCCCUCUUUCGAUAGUUUAGAUAUUUCCGAUUUUUGUUUUUAAAAAUUACCGUUAAAUUCAAUAUAAAAUUAAAUUUUUGAGUUUCUGCCUUGAUAGUUUACAAAGAUACCGCUUCACUUAGUUUACAGAAUUCCUCUGUCAUUGUUCUCUAAAAACUACCUUUUACUAUAAUUUAAGUAAUCCCCGCUAGCCAUCUGAUCUUAUAAGCCCAAGAAAUUUUCAGCAGCCUUCAAAUCUGCAAAAAUGGGAAAUCUCUUCUCCAGGAUCACAAUUUGCUAGAUUUUCUCCAGUUCCUGUAAAAAAUCAAUUUGAAGACUCAGCAAGGAUGGACUCACACUUCUGCAAACUUUCAUCAGUUCUUGCAACAUCUUCACACGAAAUCAUAGAAAAAGAAAAAAAUGAUAAAAAAACUGACAAAAAUAAUCAAAGAAAACUCAAAGAAAUUUUAGAGUCUCAAACUCAAUGAAAGCUGAGCCAGAAACAAAAAUUAAACGAAAUGAAAGAAAAAGACUUAAAAGAGAUGAAAAAAAUCGCAAAAAAAGCAGGAAACGAUACAGAAACAAUGAAAUUUUUGCAGGAGUUGAUAGAGCAAAGAUACUCCUCAAUAAGCAAGAUUUUUGAUGAGGCGAAGUCAGAUUUUUUAGAUAGCCUAGAAAAUUCCCAUGAAGAAAGAAAAAUAUCGAAAAACAUAUUUUUUUUUUAUUAUAAAUUGUCCAAUUAAUAAUUCAAGCCAUUUACAGAGCCAAUACAGCUCAAAAAACAUAAUUAAAGAAAACCAAAAAAAAUCACUAAUUAAAGCAAUUGAUUUUGAAGAAAAUGAUGAAUAUUUAAAUACAGAUUCAGAGAUAGUAAAAAGUGUCAGAGUUAGCAAGCUAGAUAUUGAAAAGCCAGAUACUGAUAUAGAAGAAGCCAAAGAAGAGCAAAAGCAAUUAUUAAAUGAUAUAGAAGAAUUUACACCUUAUCCUGAUAAAAAGCAUACUGAUAUUUCUAAUAGUUUUAUUGAGCAAAUAAAAGCGUUACAAUUGCCUACUAGCAGUUCUAUAAGCAGUCAAGAUUUAAAAUUCACUAAUUCUAUCAGUCCAGAAGUAAAAGCAGAGGAUAGAGAUUCUCCAGAAUUCGUCCCUAUGCCAGUAGAAAAGUUUCCAGGCCCUCAAAUUUUUGAUUUGAUUAGAUUAGAUUGUGCCAUUCACUUUCGCAAGGGCAGGGGAUUUACACCCCUACACGCUCAUCAUCCCUGAGGGAUACCGGCGGCACCCUUCCUUGUUGCUGCAAACAAGGAUUCGCGCACCAGUCUUGACUUCCAUGGCUCCUGGAUUCGAAGGGCCAACCACCUGGGUCGAAACUCCCAGUUUCUCGUUAGGCAAAUACCGUCUUCAGGGUCUGAGGGUCAUAUUGCCCAUCAGAGAUUGGCCGACCUUGCCCUUUCCAAUGGUUGUACCGGAGGAAAAACUCUAAGUCCAGGGAUUAGCUCCCUGGGCCCGAGGAAAACCCAGCCCGACUAUACAUAAAGGAUUACCGGCCCCUUUCGACCUAAAUCUCCAACACUGGGCCGUUGCCUGCUGCUGUUGAAGAAAUAGGGUCGAGAGGUCGGGUGGUCUGUCGUCACCAUUUUUAUGUAUAUUCAAAUUUUUGAUAAAAAUGAUAUUUCUUUAUAUUCUGAGCCAAUUGAAGCGGAAUUUAUUGAAGAAUAUUCACAAUCGUUUAGUUCAUUUCAAGAGGAUACAGAAAUUGAAAAUAAAGAUGGAAAAAUUGAGAAAGAAAUUUCUUUGGAUUUAAAUUCUAAUGAGUCAGCUAAUGGUGAAGAAAAAAAUGAAAGCUCAAGUUUAAUUGAAUGCGACAACUCUCCAUAUGAUGCUGCAGAGCCUGAAGGCAUUAGAUAUAUAUUAAGCGAUAGUGAAUCAAAACAGAAUUCUCCUGCUAAUAAAAAUGCAGCAAUUUUUAUCCAAGAAUGAAAUUCCCCUGAGACUUCAAGUGCAAAUAUAUUUUAUUUCAUUGAUCUUUGACAGCGCCCUUUUCAUUAAAAUGAACCCUAUUUCUGUAUUUUAAUUUAAAUAUUCCCUUAAAUUUUAUAUUAUCUGAUAAUUAAGUUACCAUUAUCUAAAAUAUUAUAUUAAAAAUGAGAUAUCAAUAGAAACUCCAAACCCAGAAAAUUUAAUCGACAUGGCUAAAUUUGAAGAGAAAAUUUCUAAGCCAUUUAACGAAGAACAAUGUGAAGAAAUGAUAAUUUCUGAUGCAUUAGAAAAUAUUUGCAACCAAAUUCUAUCUUUAUAUGUAUAUGAGGCUAUAAAACAGCUGAUGAGCUCUCCAGAUUUUCUUGUAAAAAUAACAGAUUUUAUUCUUUUUGAUUUAGUUUUUGAAGAAAUAAAAAACCAGCCACAUGAAGUAGCGAAUAUAAAUAUUUCAACAGAAAAUUCAAGGGAAUCUUUAAAUAAAAAUGAAAAUUACGUUCAGUCAUAUACAGAGAAAUUGCUGAUUUUUGUAUUAGAAAAUUUUGAAAUUUCUGAAGAAGUCCAAGCAAAACUUCUGACACCGAUAGAAAAAAAUCCUUUAGACCAGCUCUCAAAAAUGCAAGAAAAUGAAAUCGGGUCCAUCAAGACUCCUGAUGUAAUAAAUGACCCAGUUCUAUCACCAGAAAUAUACUUUGUCUUAGAAAAAGAUAAUAAAAUUGAUAGUCUUGAUGUAGCUGAGUCAAUACAUAACAAAAUGAUUUUUGAUACAAUUAAUGAAGAAUUACAAAAACAUCGAAAAGAUGGGGAAAAAGGCCUACCAAUGCCAUGAAGUAGCAGAAGCCCAAGUACUUCAAAUAUAAUAAAUAUAUACGAAAUUUUCAACCAAACUCGUGACCGCAUCAUAGAGUACGACCAAAUCAAGGCUGGAAUAAUCCCAACAGCCGAUCUAAGUCCAGACAGUAUUUUUUUCAAAAAAAUCCGUGACGAAAAACUAGCAAAAUUACUCACCUUAGAAGUCGUUGAAAAUGAGCAGCAAUGGGUUGACUAUGAAUUUGAAGAGACUCAGGUAAGGCUAGACCUUGCAGACAUGAUGCUAGAGCAACUUGUCGCUGAAAUUGUGGAAAUCCUUUAUAUGAAUUAA